AUGGGAGCUAAGAGCAAACCUCAAACUCCUGUAGCCUCUACUGGAGCUCGGAGCAAACCUCAAACUCCAUCAGCCUCAACUGGAGCUCAGAGCAAACCUCAAUCUCCUGUAUCCUUAACGGGAGCUCAGAGCAAACCUCAAACUCCUGUAGCAUCUACUGGAGCUCGGAGCAAACCUCAAACUCCUGUAGCCUCUACUGGAACUCGGAGCAAACCUCAAACUCCUGUAGCCUCUACUGGAACUCGGAGCAAACCUCAAACUCCUGCAGCUUCUACAGGAGGUCAGAGCAAACCUCAAACUCCUUUAGCCUCAAUGGGAGCUCAGAGCAAACCUCAAACUCCUGUAGCCUCAACGGGAGCUCGGAGUAAACCUCAAACUCUUGUAGCCUCUACUGGAGCUCGGAGCAAACCUCAAACUCCUGCAGCUUCUACAGGAGGUCAGAGCAAACCUCAAACUCCUGCAGCCUCUACUGGAGCUAAGAGCGAACCUCAAACUCCUGGAAUUGUAAGUGGAGGUCAAAGCAAACCUCAAACUCCUGCAGCCUCAAAGGAAGCUCAGAGCAAACCUCAAUAG
Messenger RNA from Bolinopsis microptera, 573 nucleotides. Its product is annotated as polycystin-1-like protein 3. Lineage: Eukaryota; Metazoa; Ctenophora; Tentaculata; Lobata; Bolinopsidae. The transcript has a single exon. The coding region runs from base 1 to 573 and encodes 190 amino acids. The record is from RefSeq and is a predicted model, not a curated record.